UUCGGUUCGGGAACACGGUGAAAGUCAGGGUGCGUCGCAACGCGUUUCAACUCGUAUCUUCGUCGUCCCAUACGAGUUUUUAAGCGAACGAAUGUUUCGAGAUUGCCGUAGAAUGUCGACCGUGAAGUGUCGUUGUAUCGCAUAAUAUCGCAUACGAUGCAUUGUGCGAAGUCGUGUCGCGUUCAAUCGUGUUUCGUAUCUUCUCCGUUGCCUUUUAUCUCGAGUUAAUACGUUUAAUUGAGUACCGAGAGUGUCAAAAACGAAGAGUCGUGCGUUCAUGUGUGAAUCAAGUGUGAAUCAAGAGGAGGAGGAUCGAUCGUCGUGUGGAGGAUCUUGGAUCUCGAAUGUUCGAGAGGUGUGACCGAGACGGAGCUGGACGGAGCGAUUAGCGGCGAACGGCGCUGUAGGCGUGUGGCCUGGCCGGCGUGGUUUCGGUGCGGUAGAAUACCGGGAACGAAGACCUUGCCUCCAGCGGAUUACACGAACAUCACGGCCAGAUGGGUGUCGGCAACAAGGCCGAGCAGAGGCUGCUGCUGUCUUAUUGCUCCUUCACCUGCAUUUACCUUUCCGGGAUUCUGACGUUGGUCAAGUUCAAUGAUAAUCUGUACAACGUCGGCAAGUACAAGUUCUUACCUGUGCUGAUGAUCCUAACGUUUGCCGAGGUGAUAAAGCUACUGUUUCCUAUGCUGCAAGCGGAGGCGCCUACGAUAAUUAAGAUUGAACAGCGGAUCUCGUCGAAGGCCAAGAGAUCCUGGACGAAGUGUCUGAGGGAGAUCUUCAAAUUCUCACUUACCGCGCUCGUGCUGUCAAUAGUUUACUACGUGAUGAUUGUGCUGUUCGGCGCGCCCGUACUGACCGACCAUGAGGAGACAACAAUGCUCGUCGUCACGCUGAUCAUACUGACUUUUGUGUCCACCAGUUUGCAUCUAGGCGUGGACACUGCAUUGGACAUCCUGACAGGAACCUAUUCCCAGAAGGGCAAUGUCCUCGCGGAUGCUUUGAAGCUCAACAUCCAGGCGACGAUAUUGAGCACUUGGUUGGGCGCUACUGUUAUCCCUCUAGAUUGGGAUCGCCCUUGGCAAGCUUGGCCAAUUCCCUGUGUUAUAGGUGCAUUACUUGGCUAUUUGAUUGCUCACUUCAUCACUAUCGUCAAGACGCUUCCCGCGCCAAAACUGCACAGGAAAGUCCAUCGAUAGUCAUGGAAACACUUGUGUAGAAAAAGACAUUCCAAUUUUUUGAAUAAUAUCAGUUAUUGAUUAAAUGGUAUGCUGAUUGUUCAUCUUACAUUUUGAUUGUAUACUGUAUAGUAGGCUAUAUAGAGAUAUUUGAGCAUUAAUAUAUAACUGCCCAUUUUGAUAUAUGUAAAUUCAUUACAUUGUCAUUGUCUGUGAUGUACGCAUGAAUUUAAGGAGUAAUAAUCAUGAGAAAAUCAUGUUUUUUUAUAUGUAAAUCGUAGUAAUAUUUAUAAUCUCUAUAAAUUAUAAUGUGAGCGAUUUAUUUUCCUGUUUAUCCAUUGACAUAACUUUGCUGGUAUCUUAUUUUUACAUAUACAUCUUUUUCUUUCCCAUUUUUUAUUCAACUUGUCAAAAUCUUGCAUUUACGAAAUAAAGUUAUUACUAUUACAAUUUUGCAGCAAGCAAUUUCUGUUGUAUUUGAAUUGUUUACUAAAUUAAUUGCCGAUUAAAAUAAUCUGAGUAUGAUGCAAGUCAUUCUUUAAUAUUGUAUGUGAAAUUAAAGCCAUACACAAAUUUUGCAAUUAAUGAUAGUCAGGGAAAGACAAAUUGCAUUGGUAUUCAUGUGAUGAUGUGAUGAUACUGAUACUGUGUUUACAUAAUGAUAUUUUAUCAUGUCAUGGUAGGCCUUUCACCUUUUAUAUCAACUGUGUAAAAACAAGAAUAAAAUGCAAAUGCAAACACUA
Messenger RNA from Solenopsis invicta (red fire ant), 1918 nucleotides. It is a transcript of the gene PIG-F, whose product is annotated as phosphatidylinositol-glycan biosynthesis class F protein. Bases 498 to 1196 code for a protein of 232 amino acids. The transcript has 2 exons. Gene Ontology annotation, biological process: GPI anchor biosynthetic process. Gene Ontology annotation, cellular component: endoplasmic reticulum membrane. The record is from RefSeq and is a predicted model, not a curated record. Lineage: Eukaryota; Metazoa; Arthropoda; Insecta; Hymenoptera; Formicidae.